AUGACGGCUCAGGGCCGGCAAUUCCUUGCGGUCAUCGGUGAUGAAGACUCCGUAACGGGUCUUCUCCUUGCGGGCAUUGGGCAUGUCACAGAUGGUCCAGAGGCCCAACGAAACUUUUUAGUCGUCGACUCCAAGACCGAGACAUCCACGAUCGAGAAAGCGUUUAACGACUUCACGAAGGAGAGACAAGACAUUGCCAUCGUUCUGAUCAACCAACAUAUUGCGGAACGUAUCAGGGCAAGCGUCGAUUCGUUCGCCGAACCAUUCCCCGCCGUGCUCGAGAUCCCGAGUAAAGACCAUCCAUAUGACCCAGAAAAGGAUAGUGUGUUGAAGCGGGUGCGACGGCUGUUUGGAGAGUAA
Molecule: messenger RNA, 360 nt
Organism: Aspergillus ruber CBS 135680
Lineage: Eukaryota; Fungi; Ascomycota; Eurotiomycetes; Eurotiales; Aspergillaceae
Product: H(+)-transporting V1 sector ATPase subunit F
Exons: 5
Coding region: 1-360 (119 amino acids)
Biological process (GO): proton transmembrane transport
Cellular component (GO): proton-transporting V-type ATPase, V1 domain; fungal-type vacuole membrane
Molecular function (GO): proton-transporting ATPase activity, rotational mechanism
Source: RefSeq, a predicted model, not a curated record